This is a messenger RNA of Tilletiopsis washingtonensis, 1986 nucleotides long. Its product is annotated as SSrecog-domain-containing protein. Gene Ontology annotation, molecular function: histone binding; DNA binding; nucleosome binding. The coding region runs from base 38 to 1813 and encodes 591 amino acids. Gene Ontology annotation, cellular component: nucleus; FACT complex. Lineage: Eukaryota; Fungi; Basidiomycota; Exobasidiomycetes; Entylomatales. The record is from RefSeq and is a predicted model, not a curated record. The transcript is spliced from 3 exons.
CUCCACCACCACCACCGCCUCCUGCUCGCCCACCAUCAUGUCUGGGCAGUACGAGUCCAUCUACCUCUCCACGGGCGCACCCGGCGCCGCCGCCACGCCCGGCCGCCUCAAGAUCUCGCCCGGCGGCGUCGGCUGGAAGGCCGACAAGGGCACGAGCGAGACGCGCGAGAUGAUCAUCCUCGAGCGCGACGCCAUGAAGAGCUUCAGCUGGUGCCGCGUCGCCCGCGGCUACCAACUGCGCGUGAACCUGCACAAGCCGCGCGUCGAGGGCGGCCUGUCGCGCGAGACGUUCGACGGCUUCAAGCGUGACGACUACGAGGGCCUGUCGAAGGUCGUGUCGGAGAACUUCAACGAGGUGCUGGAGCAGAUUGAGGUGUCGGCGCGCGGCUGGAACUGGGGCGCGGCCAAGAUCGUGGGCGACGAUGUGCGCUUCACGGUGCGCGACAAGCUCGCCUUCGAGCUGCCCGUGGCGCACAUUGCCAACUCGAACAUCGCGGGCAAGACGGAGGUGAGCAUGGAGUUCCUCAACCCCGACGAGCAGCAGCCGGCCGCCAAUACGGGCGCGGCGACGGGCAGCGGCGCGGGCAAGAAGAAGAAGAUCCACGGCGACCAGCUCGUCGAGAUGCGCCUCUACGUGCCCGGAUCGGCGUCACGCGCCGAGGACGACGACGGCUCGGAUGACGGACGCGGCGAGGGCGAGGAGGAGGAGAGUGCGGCCAAUGCCUUCCACGAGGCCAUCAAGGCGCGCGCCGACAUUGGCCAGGUUGCCGGCGACGGCAUCAUCGUGUUCAAGGAGGUGCUGCUGCUCACGCCGCGCGGCCGCUUCGACGUCGACAUGUACCCGUCGUUCCUGCGCCUGCGCGGCAAGACGUACGACUACAAGGUGCUCUACUCGAGCAUCAAGCGUCUGUUCCUGCUGCCGCGCCCCGACGACGUGCACGUGCAGUUCGUCGUCGGCCUCGAGCCGGGCAUCCGCCAGGGCCAGACGCGCUACCCGUACCUGGUGCUGCAGUUUGUGCGCGAGGAGGAGAUGGACGCCGAGCUGAACCUCGACGACGAGACGCUGGAGGGCAAGUACGAGGGCAAGCUCAAGAAGCGCUACGAGGAGCCGACGUUCAAGGUCGUCACGACGCUCUUCCGCGUGCUCACGGGCCAGCGCCUGAUCGCACCCGGCGCCGACUCGUUCCAGAGCGCCGGUGCCUCGAGCAGCGCGCCGUGCGUCAAGUGCAACGUCAAAGCGACCGACGGCCUGCUGUACCCGCUCGACAAGCAGCUCAUCUGGGUCAGCAAGCAGCCGAUCCACGUCUUCUACGCCGACAUCCAUCAGGUCGUCUUUUCGCGCGUCGGCGGCGCCGUGUCGUCGAGCAAGACGUUUGACCUCAAGGUCGUGCAGCGCACGGGCCCCGAGCACACGUUCCAGAGCAUCACGCGCGAGGAGCACGACGCGCUCGAGGCGCACUUCCAGCGGCGCAAGGUGCGCGUCAAGAGCGAGAUGAACGACAUCGACCCGGCGGCAGCGGUGAUGGCCGAGCUGAGCGACGACGACGAGGAGAUGGCCGACAUCAUCACAGACGACGACGAGGAGGACGGCGGCCGGAAACGGAAGAGCAAGGCCAAGGCGUCCAAGGCGUCUGCCAAGGCGGCCGACGCGAUGGACGAGGACGAGGACUCGGAGGAGGACGAGGACUUUGCGGCGUCGAGCAGCGACGGCGGCUCGCCGAGCGAGGCGUCGAGCGACGAGGGCGGCGCCGAGAGCGGCAGCGACGACAUGGCCGACAAGAAGCCGGCCAAGAAGCGCGCCAAGAAGGCCUGAGCGAGACGAGUGGGUGACGACGUAAUGACAGCGACUCUCUGCGCGUCGCGUGUGGCAGUGCGAGCGCAGUGAAGUGGACAAUGAGGGUGCACGGGGCCACGGCUCCUCUUCUCGCGCCCGCCUGCAGUCGUGGACCAAGCAGAUGAUGUGGGGCGUGCGACAACGCAGGGGAU